Theobroma umbraticum is the source of this 927-nucleotide messenger RNA. RefSeq lists its product as uncharacterized. The record is from RefSeq and is a predicted model, not a curated record. NCBI's taxonomy places the organism in Eukaryota, Viridiplantae, Streptophyta, Magnoliopsida, Malvales, Malvaceae.
AUGGAUGUUACAAAAGAAUUCAAUCCUAGACCUUAUGUGCAGCCUAUAAAUGGAUUUGGUGAUCUUGUAAUUUAUUAUGACCUUCAACCUCUACAGUCUAGAAGAAUGAGCUCACAAGGAGAAUCAACAACACGAGUAGAUCCUAAUUCAGUUGAAGAGGAAGAAUCAUGUGACUCUGAACAUAGUGAUGAAUCUGAUGAUGAAUCAGUUGAUGUUGAUAAUGUUGAAGUUGAGGCUAUUCGAGAUGAGGUUGUUCCUGACACUAAGGCUAUUCCUAAGGUUGAAGUUGUUCCUAAGAUUACCCCAAAUGUUGAGGUUAUUCAUGAUGUUGGAGUUGAUACUGAUGGUGCUAGAGCUACUCAAAUUAACCCUCAUGCUUCUUCCUCCAUAGUGCUAGAACACAGAGAUUCCAAUAGUGCUUCUAGCACUCAAGUAGCACAUACUGAACAAAGUGGUAAGAAAGUUGACUUUCAUGGUUUUCAAAUUUUAUUAGAGUACACGGAAUACUUGAAGCAUGUUUUCAAUAUAGAGGGAGAGUUUUGGAGUACUUCCUUUGUGAAGAAUGUAGAUGUCAUUUGCUUAAUGAUGGCAGUGAUGGAUAGAGCUUUAGGCAUUUUUCAUGCUCCAUUAAUGUGCACUUCAUCUGAAGAAUCGCAACAGAUGUUACAGGAUUUUGAUGAUGCUUGUAACUUUGGAUUCAAGCUUGAAUGCCUCAGUGAUUGUAGAUCUAAAGCCAAGAUUUUCCUCAACAAGUCUUCCUUCGAAAAGGAGUUAGAAGACAUUGCAACGAAGAUAGCUUCAAUGAAAAAAUGUGAAGCUGAAAUACGAGAACAAUUAGAUGUAUUUGCCAAUAAUAACUCUUCUCUAUGGAGUAUGUAAUUGACUAAUCUUUUGCUUUUCCCUUUACUAUUUUUUUUUUGAAACUCA